UCCUGCCUCUACCACUUCCUGUUUUCCCCUCAAGGCCCCAAGAGAAAUUCUCCACUGUCACUCUGUGGCUUGGCCAUAAAUGCCUCGGGGCUGCCUCACUGAUAGUCUGGCGCUGUUUGCACAAGAAAGAAGACCAAAAUGAACACAGAAUGAGAGAAACCAAUUUCUGGACUGGGGGUGGGGCACAGCAGGGCAGGAGGAAGCUUGCGUCCUUUAGGAUCCGCCUCCAGACUCAGAGGAGGGGGACCUGUCACAAGAAACAGCGGGCCCGGGGCGCGGGGAGGCUCCCUUUACUAGUCCAUCGCGCCGUAAAUGAAACGCUGAGGCUUAGACGCCCCCCUCCUUCCCCGUUAGUGUUCCAGGUGGGAUCGGGUCAUAUUUAUGUGCCGGAGGAAGUGUUGGAUUUUCAGGCUGCCUCGGCCGUGUACCUCACGUGCGUGUGUACAGUGCGUCGUUUUCCGGUUGACGUUUGAAAAAAGGGCACAACCUUAAAGACCCAGGGCCCAGUUUCGACUCCCAGGCCUCAUGGGACAGGAAGGAAAGCUUUUUGAAGCCGCCGGCAGGCUGCCCUGUGGAGGGUUCGGCCUCUAGAAAGAACUGGACUCCAUUUCCCAGCGGGCACCGCGGCACUGCUCACGCCCCUUUCCCGCGUGCGCGCCGGUAUAGGUGAUUCCGCGGCCUCGCCCUCCAGCCUGGAGCCCCUCUGCUGCCCUAGAAUUGGUAGGCUCCACUGCCUGGGCAGCCGGCUUUCCAGCCCCGGAGGCCGGGCACUUCCAAGACGCGUGCGGGGGGAGGGAGGUGAGGUGUGGAGAAAGAAUGAGAGCGCUCACGGCCACCUUAUCCUGAGAAGUCGUUUGGGAUUAAUCGGUGUUUCGUCUAAAUGGGCUCUAUUACCGAGUCGGAUUAAAAUCUGUGGGAGGAACCUAAACAAAAGGUAUUCCUUCGGGUCCUCCCCUUGGCACUCCGUGGCACUGGGCUGGCCCAGCGUGCCCCAUCUCGUUCCCAUUUCCACACGGAUAGGUGUGUGCGUAGCCGCCUUUCUCCCGAGGUCUACUGCACCCUGCAGCGCUGGGCUUGGUGCAGCCCUGUUCCCGCAGGAGUGAAUGGUACGGCCCGGGCCCCCCGCAGCCUAGCGUUUCCGCACGGUCCGAGUGGUACGCGCCCCCAGGUGCAGACGCGGAACUGACGCUCACCCGGAGCGGCGCCUAGCGCGGGAGUGACUGACGCUGCGCUACCGGGGGACGUCGGGCCGGGCCUGGCCGGUCCCCCGACUCUCGGGAGACUUGGAUUUUCAGAUAAUAUCAGAAUUCCUCCUGGGACUGCUGACUCCUUGCUUGGUGCCCUGAAGUUGGCUCUGAGAUGAACUGAUGAAUUGGAACCAUGGUGCAAAAGAAGAAGUUCUGUCCUCGGUUACUUGACUAUCUGGUGAUCGUAGGGGCCAGGCACCCGAGCAGUGAUAGUGUGGCCCAGACUCCUGAAUUACUACGGCGAUACCCAUUAGAGGAUCAUGCUGAGUUUCCCCUGCCCCCAGAUGUGGUAUUCUUCUGCCAGCCAGAGGGCUGUCUGAGUGUGCGGCAGCGGCGCAUGAGCCUCCGGGAUGAUACCUCUUUUGUCUUUACCCUCACUGACAAGGACACAGGAGUCACACGUUAUGGCAUCUGUGUUAACUUCUAUCGCUCUUUCCAAAAGCGAAUACCUAAGGAAAAGGGGGAAGGUGGGGCAGGGUCCCGUGGGAAGGAAGGAACCCGUGUCACCUGUUCCUCAGAAGAGGUUGGCACUGAGAGCUCAGAGAGUGGCUCAUCCCUGCAGCCUCCCAGUGCUGACUCUACCCCCGAUGUGAACCAGUCUCCUCGGGGCAAACGCCGGGCCAAGGGGGGCAGCCGUUCCCGCAACAGUACUCUGACGUCCUUGUGUGUGCUCAGCCACUACCCCUUCUUUUCCACCUUCCGAGAGUGUCUGUAUACCCUCAAACGUCUGGUGGACUGCUGUAGUGAGCGACUACUGGGCAAGAAACUGGGCAUCCCUCGAGGCGUACAAAGGGACACCAUGUGGCGGAUCUUUACUGGAUCACUGCUAGUGGAGGAAAAGUCAAGUGCCCUUCUGCAUGACCUUCGAGAGAUUGAGGCCUGGAUCUAUAGAUUAUUGCGGUCCCCAGUACCUGUCUCGGGGCAGAAGCGAGUAGACAUUGAGGUCCUACCCCAGGAGCUCCAGCCAGCUCUGACCUUUGCGCUUCCAGACCCCUCUCGAUUCACCCUAGUGGAUUUCCCACUGCACCUUCCCUUGGAACUUCUGGGUGUGGAUGCCUGUCUUCAGGUGCUUACCUGCAUCCUGUUAGAGCACAAGGUGGUACUACAGUCCCGAGACUACAAUGCACUCUCCAUGUCUGUGAUGGCAUUUGUGGCAAUGAUCUACCCCCUGGAAUAUAUGUUUCCUGUUAUCCCACUGCUUCCCACUUGUAUGGCAUCAGCAGAGCAGCUGCUCUUGGCUCCAACCCCAUACAUUAUUGGGGUCCCUGCCAGCUUCUUCCUCUACAAACUGGACUUCAAAAUGCCUGAUGAUGUAUGGCUAGUGGAUCUGGACAGUAAUAGGGUAAUUGCCCCUACCAAUGCAGAAGUGCUACCUAUCCUGCCAGAACCAGAAUCAUUAGAGCUGAAAAAACAUUUAAAGCAAGCUCUAGCGAGCAUGAGUCUCAACACACAGCCCAUCCUCAAUCUGGAGAAAUUUCAUGAGGGCCAAGAAAUCCCACUUCUUUUGGGAAGAUCUUCUAAUGACCUACAGUCCACACCUUCCACUGAAUUCAACCCACUCAUCUAUGGCAAUGAUGUCGAUUCUGUGGAUGUUGCAACCAGAGUGGCCAUGGUGCGUUUCUUCAACUCUGCCAACGUGCUGCAGGGCUUUCAGAUGCAUACACGUACCCUGCGUCUCUUCCCUCGGCCUGUGGUAGCUUUUCAAGCUGGCUCCUUUCUGGCCUCACGCCCCCGGCAGACUCCUUUUGCCGAGAAAUUGGCCAGGACUCAGGCUGUGGAGUACUUUGGAGAAUGGAUCCUUAACCCCACCAACUAUGCCUUUCAGCGAAUUCACAACAAUAUGUUUGAUCCAGCCCUGAUUGGUGACAAGCCAAAGUGGUAUGCCCAUCAGCUGCAGCCCAUCCACUAUCGAGUCUAUGAUAGCAGUUCUCAGCUGGCUGAGGCACUGAGUAUGCCACCUGAGCGAGACUCUGACUCCGAACCUACUGACGACAGUGGCAGUGAUAGUAUGGACUAUGAUGACUCAAGCUCUUCUUACUCCUCCCUUGGUGACUUUGUCAGUGAAAUGAUGAAAUGUGACAUCAAUGGUGAUACUCCCAAUGUGGACCCUCUGACACAUGCAGCACUGGGGGAUGCCAGUGAAGUGGAGAUUGAUGAGCUGCAGAACCAGAAAGAAGCAGAGGAGCCUGGCCCAGACAGCGAGAACUCUCUGGAAAACCUCCCACUGCGCUCUAGUUCCAGCACCACCGCCAGCAGUAGCCCCAGCACCAUCAUCCGUGGAGCCAACUCUGAACCUGCUGACUCUACAGAGAUGGAUGAUAAGGCAGCAGUAGGCAUCUCCAAGUCCCUCUCUUCCGUGCCUCCCAGCAUUGGCAAAUCGAACGUGGACAGGUGUCAGACAGAAAUUGGAGAGGGGUCAGUGCACCGGCGACCCUAUGACAAUCCAUACUUCGAGCCCCAAUAUGGCUUUCCCCCUGAGGAAGAUGAUGAUGAGCAGGGGGAAAGUUAUACUCCCCGAUUCAGCCAACCUGUCAAUGGCAAUCGGGCUCAAAAGAUGCUGCGGCCCAACAGCUUGAAACUGGCAAGUGAUUCAGAUGCAGAUUCAGACUCUCGGGCAAGUUCUCCCAACUCCACCGUCUCCAACACCAGCACCGAGGGCUUCGGGGGCAUUAUGUCUUUUGCCAGCAGCCUGUAUCGGAACCACAGUACAAGUUUUAGUCUUUCAAACCUUACUUUGCCCACCAAAGGUGCCCGAGAGAAGACCACACCCUUCCCUAGUCUGAAAGGAAACAGGAGGGCUUUAGUGGAUCAGAAGUCAUCUGUCAUUAAACACAGCCCGACAGUGAAAAGAGAACCUCCAUCACCCCAGGGUCGAUCCAGCAAUUCUAGUGAGAACCAGCAGUUUCUGAAGGAGGUGGUGCACAGCGUGCUGGAUGGCCAGGGGGUUGGCUGGCUCAACAUGAAGAAAGUGCGCCGGCUGCUGGAAAGUGAGCAACUGCGAGUCUUUGUCCUGAGCAAGCUGAACCGCACGGUGCAGUCAGAGGAUGAUGCCCGACAGGACAUGAUCCCGGAUGUGGAGAUCAGUCGUAAGGUAUACAAGGGAAUGUUAGAUCUCCUCAAGUGCACAGUCCUCAGUCUGGAGCAGUCCUAUUCCCAUGCAGGUCUGGGCGGCAUGGCUAGCAUCUUUGGGCUUCUGGAGAUCGCCCACACCCACUACUAUAGCAAAGAACCAGACAAGCGAAAGAGAAGUCCAACAGAAAGUAUAAAUACCCCAGUUAGCAAGGAUCCUGGCCUGGCUGGGCGGGGGGACCCAAAGGCUAUGGCACAGCUGAGAGUUCCCCAACUGGGACCUCGGGCAUCAAGUGCCACAGGAAAGGGUCCUAAGGAACCGGACACCAGAAGUUUAAAGGAAGAGAACUUUGUAGCAUCUAUUGGGCCUGAAGUAAUCAAACCUGUAUUUGACCUUGGUGAAACAGAGGAGAAGAAAUCCCAGAUCAGCGCAGACAGUGGUGUGAGCCUGACAUCUAGUUCCCAGAGGACUGAUCAAGACUCUGCCAUCGGUGUGAGUCCAGCUGUUAUGAUCCGCAGCUCAAGUCAGGAUUCUGAAGUUAGCACUGUGGUGAGUAAUAGUUCUGGAGAGACUCUUGGAGCAGACAGUGACCUCAGCAGCAAUGCAGGUGAUGGACCAGGUGGCGAGGGCAGUGCCCACUUGGCAGGCUCUCGGGGCACUUUGUCUGAUAGUGAAAUUGAGACCAACUCUGCCACAAGCACCAUCUUUGGUAAAUCCCACAGCUUGAAGCCAAGUGUAAAGGAGAAGUUAGUGGGCAGCCCAAUUCGCUCUUCUGAAGAUGUGAGCCAAAGAGUCUAUCUCUACGAGGGACUCUUAGGUAAAGAGCGUUCUACUUUGUGGGACCAAAUGCAGUUCUGGGAAGAUGCAUUCUUAGAUGCUGUGAUGUUGGAGAGAGAAGGGAUGGGUAUGGACCAGGGUCCCCAGGAAAUGAUUGACAGAUAUCUAUCUCUGGGAGAACAUGAUCGGAAGCGCCUAGAAGAUGAUGAAGAUCGCCUGCUGGCCACACUUUUGCACAACCUUAUCUCCUACAUGCUGCUGAUGAAGGUAAAUAAGAAUGACAUCCGUAAGAAGGUGAGGCGACUAAUGGGAAAAUCGCAUAUUGGGCUUGUUUACAGCCAGCAAAUCAAUGAGGUGCUUGAUCAGCUGGCGAACCUGAAUGGACGUGAUCUCUCUAUCCGGUCCAGUGGCAGCCGACAUAUGAAGAAGCAGACGUUUGUAGUACAUGCAGGGACAGACACAAAUGGAGAUCUCUUUUUCAUGGAGGUGUGUGAUGACUGUGUAGUGUUGCGCAGUAACAUCGGGACAGUGUAUGAGCGCUGGUGGUACGAGAAGCUCAUCAACAUGACCUACUGUCCCAAGACCAAGGUGUUGUGCUUAUGGCGUAGAAAUGGCUCUGAGACCCAGCUCAACAAGUUCUAUACUAAAAAGUGUCGGGAACUGUACUACUGUGUGAAAGACAGCAUGGAGCGUGCUGCCGCCCGACAGCAAAGCAUCAAACCCGGACCUGAACUGGGUGGCGAGUUCCCUGUGCAGGACAUGAAGACUGGGGAGGGUGGCUUGCUGCAGGUCACCCUGGAAGGGAUCAAUCUCAAGUUUAUGCACAACCAGGUUUUCAUAGAGCUGAAUCACAUUAAAAAGUGCAAUACAGUUCGAGGCGUCUUUGUCCUGGAGGAAUUUGUUCCUGAAAUUAAAGAAGUGGUGAGCCACAAGUACAAGACACCAAUGGCCCAUGAGAUCUGCUACUCUGUGUUGUGUCUCUUCUCGUAUGUGGCUGCAGUUCGCAGUAGUGAGGAAGACCUCAGAACCCCACCCCGGCCUGUCUCUAGCUGAUGGAGGGAGAGAGGUUAAGCAGCUUCCCCAGCCCAGGGGACACCUCUUGCCUCUUGCUAUUCCCAAGUGCACAAAGCUGCUGUGACUGAGGAGUGGAUGAUGCAUGUGUGUUCUCUGCAAAGUUGGUUACCAGUUACACAUCUCUGAGUGUGUCUUUGAAUGUGUCUGUUGCAAGGCUAAGCUAGACCCUUCCACCUUCUCCCUCUCCUCUCCCAGAAGACCAAACUACCUUCCCCUCAAGUGUGUGUGUGCGCUUGUGUGUGUGUGCGCAUGUGCGCGCCAGUGUGAACCCACUACUGUGUGUCCUUGAGACAUUUGUGUUGUGGUUCCUUGUCUUGGCAUUAUAACCUUCCAAUGCAGGAAUCUGGCUCUCCAUCCUCUGUGAUCCAAUACAACUGGCCAGCUGGAGAAUUCUACUCUGUGGGGAGUGAGGGGAACUUGGGGCCUGCCUCCCAGAAAAGGGACAGGCAGUAAAAGGAAGGGAAGAGUCAGGGGAAGCUGGAGUGAGUGGCAGCCUCCCUACUUCCUUAUGCAGUUUCCGCCUGGCAGCUACUGCUUUGCUGCCGUGGCCUUUAUCCCUGCAGCAGAGUAGCCAUUCCCUGUGGCCUGCCAUGCCUUCAGCGUGAGAGGACAGAGUGGUUGGGGCUAGGAGAGUCCUGGGAACUGCUGGCUGCUCUGCUCAAAAAUCAGGGAGGGGUGGGAAGAGGCCAAGUUCAGUAUAUAUACCUGUGUCUACAGGCAGCGGGCCUAUCUCCUGGCACUGGGUAUCAGAAGGGAGACAUAGCCUGGGGGUGUGCAAGAGAUGAUUGUAAAUAUUUCAGCUCCACAUUAUUUAUAGAAAAUGUACAGCUGUGUGAAUGUGAAAUAAAUGUCCUUGACUCCU
Otolemur garnettii (small-eared galago) is the source of this 7030-nucleotide messenger RNA. RefSeq names its product MAP kinase activating death domain (gene MADD). NCBI's taxonomy places the organism in Eukaryota, Metazoa, Chordata, Mammalia, Primates, Galagidae. The transcript is spliced from 33 exons. Gene Ontology annotation, biological process: regulation of Rab protein signal transduction; regulation of apoptotic process. The record is from RefSeq and is a predicted model, not a curated record. Gene Ontology annotation, cellular component: cytosol. The coding region runs from base 1381 to 6147 and encodes 1588 amino acids. Gene Ontology annotation, molecular function: guanyl-nucleotide exchange factor activity.